AUGGCCGUGGCUAACCACUUGUUCAGCUUCAUCUACGCCGGAGGCUGGCCACAACACCACCAAACAAGCUCCCGACCAUCAUCUGGCAGAUCUUCUUUGGGUCACUUCCGUUCCCUGUCCUCCGUUGCCGCCACAACCCAGUCCUCGCCGCCUUCACCGACGCCGCAAAAAGCGCGAUUACCUAUCAAAUCACCAUCUACCUCACAACUACCGUCAAUCUCUCUCACAACAUCCCACUCCGCACCAGUGAUUAGCGAUGAGAUGAGCACGUUGCCGGAUCCGCGGAGUCGCUCGAAAAGCCCUUCGAAUGACGAAUCUGAGCCAAAGGCAAACCACCAUCCCGAUCUCGACGACGAAGUCGCCACCCUGAGCACCAAGCUCAUCAACGCAAUCAACUACCAAACUGUUUUAGAUGAUACCCUUUCCGCCACUCGCCAUGAAUUGUCCACAGCUAAAGACCGCAUUCGGGAGUUGGAAGCCCAUAAUGCCUCCAUGCGCGAUACCAUUCGAGGCGAUGUCUGGGUGCGCCGGUCGACGCUAGACGCCGAGAAGAAGGCAUUGCAUUUGGAAAAGAGAAACAUGCAGGCUAGGGUGGCAGAGGAAACUGCCAAGCGACUCGACACCGAGAAAGAGAAGAAGAAGAUUGAACAAGAACUGGAGAAUCUUACCACAGCUCUGUUUGAAGAGGCUAACAAGAUGGUCAUUGGUGCCAAGGAAGAGGCACAAGCCCAGCAUGAUGCUUUACAACGCAAAAUCGAUCAACUCAAGGGUCAACUCGCCGAUUCGGAAGGACUUCUCAAAUCUCAACAGGAGCAGCUUUCCGAGUUGAAGAGUGUCAUGGAAGCGAUGGCUUUGGAACGUGAUGACCAAACAAACGGUACAGCACCCCCUUCACCUGGCGUUGGCAGGUUCGACCAUGAAUACGACGACAGAGCUGUUCCCGAAGGGCAAGGAACCGAGCCCGGGUCACCUUCAGCUGAUACUUUCGCGCCCUGCCCGCCCUUAAGCCUACCGCACCUUCUCCAGCCGGUUUUACGAACGGACCUCGUCGCAUAUGAUGAUUUCAUGAAUCUUGCCAGACUAUCUCAUAACAGGUACUCUCCUAGCCGAGUCUCCUCGGGGUCAUUAGGCGGGUUAAAUGCUCUUGCACUUGGGCUUGGGGGCUCUACGUCUAGUGCUCAUCCUUCCAAUGCAUCCACAACUUCUCUCAGCGCUUCGGUCCCAGCUGACAAAAGUGCGCCUCAAUCACCCAAUACACCGGCAUCCACAGCGAGCAUUGGCUCCAGCGGCAUCCCGAUCCCACCACUAAAGGAAACUCGAUUUUACAAGCGUGCAUUGACUGAGGACAUCGAGCCAACUUUACGCCUUGAUACUGCUCCUGGCCUCUCAUGGCUAGCCCGCCGCACCGUACUGAAUUCGAUUGUGGAGGGAUCUCUUGUUGUUGAACCCAUCCCUGCGAGUGCGACUUAUAUUGCCCUUGCGAAACCUCAGAUGCAGCCUUGCUCUCUAUGCGGGGAAUCCAGAAAGGACUCACAGUACUUGCGAAACCAUCGAUUCAGAACCAGCGAAGCGGAUUCAGCGCAGAGGUAUCCACUGUGCAAUUACUGCUUAAAUCGUGUUCGAUCUACCUGCGACUAUCUCGGCUUUCUCCGCAUGGUCAAGGAUGGCCAUUGGCGAGCUGAUGACGAAGACCAGGAGAAGGCAGCCUGGGAGGAGAGUGUCAAGAUCAGAGAUCAAAUGUUCUGGGCUCGUAUUGGUGGCGGCGUCAUACCUGCUGCACCAGGUCAUGCCGAGGAAGAGGCGGACCAAGAGUCGAAAGCUGGUCGACCAUCCGAAGACUCAAACGGCCAAGACGCCCUGGGGACUGCUUCUGAAAAGAAGACCGUGUGUUUGACACCCGAGAACCGCAGCCACGAGGACAUUACCAAGACAGUCAACACUGAACCGCAUACUCCUCCCGAACAAACUGACGGCGGACGCACAUUACGUAUCUCUGUGCAGUCAGCCGACUCUCACAGCACUGGUGACUCUACCAGCACCAAGCGACAAUCCACCAUUUAA
Messenger RNA from Pochonia chlamydosporia 170, 2061 nucleotides. RefSeq names its product GDP/GTP exchange factor Sec2p. Bases 1 to 2061 code for a protein of 686 amino acids. Gene Ontology annotation, molecular function: guanyl-nucleotide exchange factor activity. The record is from RefSeq and is a predicted model, not a curated record. The transcript has a single exon. Gene Ontology annotation, biological process: exocytosis. NCBI's taxonomy places the organism in Eukaryota, Fungi, Ascomycota, Sordariomycetes, Hypocreales, Clavicipitaceae. Gene Ontology annotation, cellular component: cell tip; Golgi to plasma membrane transport vesicle.